Molecule: messenger RNA, 885 nt
Organism: Lolium perenne
Lineage: Eukaryota; Viridiplantae; Streptophyta; Magnoliopsida; Poales; Poaceae
Source: RefSeq, a predicted model, not a curated record
AUGGCUGUGCAGAAGGAGCCUCGCUGCGUCCCUCACGACAACAGCAUACGAUCACGGGCGAUCGACCAGUUCUCGUAUCGUUCCAGAGACAUCUUCGCCGCCGCCACUCGACCUCAAGCCGCCACCGUCGAACCAUCGUCAUCACCCGCAUCUACGCCAUCCCAAAGUGCAGGGCUGCGGCGAUCCUUCGCGCAAGUCGUCGUUGGGGUCUCCUCGUCCGUGGAGAUGGCCGGGGCUGCGCGGCCUCCUGCGCCUCCCGGGGAAGCUAUGGCGGCGCCUGGGCCCGCUCCGGCUGCACCUGGGUCAGCUGCUUCGGCGGCCGCCACUGCUGCUGCUUCGGGUCCUUUCAUGGGACCUCCUGGAUUUCAAGGUUGGCUGGAAGGGGUGCCGUUGCAGCAGCCCACACCUGCCCCAAGACCGGUUGCGCCACCGCCGAGACCGACAAUGGGGUAUCGGCCGCCAAUUCGGCCGCCGGCGGUGCGGCCGUUGAUCGCGGCGGGUCUCGGGCCGCGAUUCAAACCAGCGGACGCGGCACUGGAGGCCUCCUCUGGAGGGCCGCAAGGUAGAUGGGCCUGGUUCGGUCGGGCUGUGAUGGCUGUGCAGAAGGCGCCUCGCUGCGUCCAUCACGUCAACAGCAUACGAUCACGGGCUGUCGACCGGUUCGUGGUGCUGGAGGAGGUGCUGCCGACUUCGGAGGACGCUUCGCUGCCGCACCAUCUGGAUGCGGGGAAGCGGACCUUCAGGGUCUCGCCGUGUCCCGCGAACGGACCCGUUGAGCCUGUGAUACCGCCUCCACGGGCGGAGGGGCAAGCUGAUGGACGGAGGGCGCUUCUCCUUCGACACCUUUUUCCCCCGCGAUGGGGGACUCGCCUGGGGCUGCUGUGA